This is a messenger RNA of Malassezia pachydermatis, 1695 nucleotides long. Its product is annotated as cdc20-cell division control protein. Gene Ontology annotation, molecular function: ubiquitin ligase activator activity; anaphase-promoting complex binding; protein binding. Lineage: Eukaryota; Fungi; Basidiomycota; Malasseziomycetes; Malasseziales; Malasseziaceae. The coding region runs from base 1 to 1695 and encodes 564 amino acids. The transcript has a single exon. The record is from RefSeq and is a predicted model, not a curated record. Gene Ontology annotation, cellular component: anaphase-promoting complex. Gene Ontology annotation, biological process: positive regulation of anaphase-promoting complex-dependent catabolic process; anaphase-promoting complex-dependent catabolic process; positive regulation of ubiquitin protein ligase activity.
AUGAAUCCGUCGACACCCACACGGAGCCGAGGUACAACGGCGGCGUUGUCGCGCGGUAUGGGUAUGCUUUCGCUUGACUCGCCGCUAGCGGAUGUCCCAAGGAAUAUGCUGGGAUCGCCAAGGCACACGGCCAAAGGUAAAGUCACUCGUAUGGUCGUGCCGCCAUCUUCGCAUGCGCCGCGUCUCGACAAGGAAGACAAAAUACCAGGCACCUCGAACGAUGUGGAUCGCCGUGGUGUCGUGUCCAAAGACUGGGAGGGCCCCGAGGUAUCACUGGCACCACGCCGACGAAACUCGGCGAUGGUCUCGCGUGGCGACCGAUACAUCCCCAAUCGCGAGCUCUUGCGGUCAGGCCACAGUGCGCCGUUCUUGGAAGAUGGUGCAGGCGAAGCGCUAUCGCGUCCCAGCAGCCGCGCCUCGAGUCCGUCGGAAGCCGGCGACUUGGACACAGCACCUACAGCCUCGGCGCUGGAAGGGGCCUGCCAUGUUGAGCUCGGUCAGCGCAUUCUUUCGUUCUCGGCAGCGCCACCGACGGCAAGCCAUGCAAAGGAUGUUCGUGCGCGCUAUGCGCCAAAAUCCAAAAGCACCUUGCCCUCGAGUCUGUUAGCCGCAGGUCGCCGACGUAUUCCUACGGCGCCGGAACGUGUAUUGGAUGCGCCGGCCAUUGUACCUGACUUUUACGUGAACUUGUUGCACUGGUCGAGUCAGAAUGUGAUUGCCAUUGCGCUGCAAUCCGCCGUGCAUACGUGGAACAGCGAGACGGGCGAGGCGAAUUUCCUGCUGGACCUGGAAGAAGAAGGCGAACGUGUCGGUGGUGGUCCAGGUAGUUUGAUCACAAGUCUACGCUGGGACGCUCAUGGCACGAUUUUGGCGGUAAGCACCGAUCGUGGGUACACUCAGAUCUGGGAUGCGGAGCGUGGUGUGCGUCUGCGUACGCUACGUCCCAGUGUGGAAGGUGGUGCCGAUGCGGCGGCCUUGAAUGCGGCGGCAUGGGCCGUGGAUGGUACUUUGAGUGUGGGGUACGCUAGUGGUCUGCUGCGCGAGCACGAUGUGCGUCAGCGUGCAAGUGAGACGCGAUCCAUUGAGCAUGCCCAUGCGGCGCAAGUGUGUGGCCUGGCCUGGCGAGAGGACAGUGCGUUGCUUGCGAGUGGCGGCAACGACAACGUGGUGAAAGUAUGGGACCGACGAACCAAUGUGGCCAAGAUGCGUAAGGAGAAUCAUCGUGCGGCAGUCAAGGCGUUGGCAUGGUCGCCGCACAACAGCAGUCUGCUUGCGACAGGGGGUGGCAGUGCGGACCGGUGUAUUCACUUCUGGAACACAACGCAGAACACGCGUGUACAAACGAUCCAGACAGCCGCGCAAGUCACGUCCUUGCAAUGGGCGCCGCAUUACCGUGAAAUUGUGUCAGCCCAUGGUGUGGGCACGACCGAGGGCCAAUCAGGCGCAUUGUGUGUGUGGGCCCAUCCCUCGGGCCAAAAAGUGGCCGAGGUGUCGAGCGCGCAUGAUGGCCGUAUUUUGCAUACGACGCUCAGUCCCGACGGCCAGACGCUCGCCACGGUCGGCAGUGACGAAAGUCUUAAGUUUUGGCGGCUGUUCGAGCAAGCGCCCGACGCUGGAAAGGCGCAGCAGCGUGGUGUGCUCCCUGGCACGUACAAGGGUCUGGCACGUGCUGCGCCGGCACGAUCAUUACGUUGA